Messenger RNA from Colletotrichum godetiae, 1957 nucleotides. RefSeq names its product KR domain-containing protein. Gene Ontology annotation, biological process: secondary metabolite biosynthetic process; fatty acid biosynthetic process. NCBI's taxonomy places the organism in Eukaryota, Fungi, Ascomycota, Sordariomycetes, Glomerellales, Glomerellaceae. The record is from RefSeq and is a predicted model, not a curated record. Gene Ontology annotation, molecular function: fatty acid synthase activity; phosphopantetheine binding; oxidoreductase activity. Bases 37 to 1884 code for a protein of 615 amino acids. The transcript has a single exon.
ACCCCGUCGACCAACGUCGUCCUCAUUCCCAGUGGCAUGAGCUUUGAGGAUGCGGCCUCGAUCCCCCAGGCCUUCGCCACCGCCUACAUCUCCCUCUUCACGACGGCGAACCUGCGGAAGGGAGAAAAGGUCCUCAUCCACAGCGGCGCGGGCGGUGUCGGCCAGGCCGCCAUCAUGCUCUCACAACUGGCGGGCGCCGAGGUUUUCGUCACGGCGGGAACCCAAGUCAAGCGCGACUUUAUUUGCCGCAAGUUCGGCAUUAACCCGGACCACGUCUUUUCAAGCCGAGACGCCUCUUUCGUCGACGGCAUCAGGAAUUGUACGGGCGGCGAGGGCGUGGACGUGGCCCUGAACUCGCUGGCAGGCCACCUUCUGCAGGCAACCUUUGACUGCAUGGCCGAGUUUGGCAGGUUUGUCGAGAUUGGUCAGAAGGACCUGGAGCAGGAUAGUCGGUUGAGCAUGCAUACCUUUAUGCGGAACGUGUCUUUCCAGUGCGUUGAUCUCCUCGCCUGGGAGAGGGCCAAGGGGGACGCGGUCCAAGAAGCGUUGAAGCACAUCAUGAAGCUCCUGGAGGAUAAGCAACUUGGUCUGGUCGACCCGGUAUCGGCAUAUCCCAUUGCCGACAUCGAAAAGGUGUUCCGAACCAUGCAGGGCGGCCAGCACAUGGGCAAGCUCGUCGUGACGGCGUCGAAGAAGGACCUGGUCCCGGUCCGGAUGGGGGCGUCGCCACUCAGUUUGAGACCCGACGCAUCGUACCUCGUCGUGGGAGGCCUCGGAGGGAUCGGGCGGAGGAUCUGCGAGUGGCUCGUUGACCACGGCGCCAGGAACCUGAUCAUCCUGUCCCGGAGCAGCGGGGAGCGUAGCCCGUUCAUGGCCAGUCUGGAACAGUGCGGCUGCGUCGUGCUGCAUCACGCGUGCGACGUGGCUGACGAGGGACAGCUCGCGGUGAUGCUCAAGCGGCGUGAGGAGAUGAAGAUGCCGCCCAUCCGGGGCGUCCUACAGUGCGCGAUGGUGCUCCGGGACGCCCUCUUCACGCAGAUGACGGCGGACGAAUUCAACGCGGCCCUGCGGCCCAAGGUGCAGGGAAGCUGGAACCUCCACGAGACCGUUGCCCAAGACGUCGACUUCUUCGUCAUGCUGUCCUCCCUCGUCGGCGUCAUGGGAGGCGCGGGUCAGGCCAAUUACGCGGCCGCCAGCGCUUUCCAGGACGCCCUCGCGCAACAUCGCAGAGCCCAGGGCAAGCCGGCCACGACCAUCGACCUCGGCAUGGUCAAAUCUAUGGGAUACGUUGCCGAGGCGGGUCAGUCAAUCUCGGAGCGUCUCUUGAGGAUCGGCUACAAGGCCCUGCAUGAAGAGGACGUCCUGCUGCUGCUCGAAAAGGCCAUAUUGUCCCCUUCCCCGCCCUUGAGCUCCUCAGACCCGUCGCAGGGGGUCAUUGUCACAGGUAUAAACGCAUCGAAGGGAGCCCACUGGUCUGAGGCCCGUUGGAUUCAGGAAGCUCGCUUCGCAGGGCUCAAGUACCGUGAGGCCCCUCUCGUACAGGGAAGCCGGGUCGCGGGGUCCUUCAGCCAGCAGGGCCACGACGACAUACGCAGGGAGCUUGGCCGCGCGGCCUCCUACGACGAGGCGAUGGGUCUCGUUCUGCGAGAGAUGUCGCGCAAGCUGAUGAGGAUGUUCGGACUGGUAGAGGACGACAUGUCGGCAUCCAAGAGUCUCACGUCCAUCGGCGUCGACUCGCUAGUCGCUAUCGAACUGCGUACCUGGAUCACGUCGCAGCUCAACGUCGACGUGCCCAUCUUCGAGCUGAUGGAAGGGAACACGGUGACCGGCCUGGCUGAGGUGGUGGUGAGGAAAUUGGGCCAUGUCAAGGCGGAUCAGUCUUAGAAGUCGGCGGUGCGGACAAUAGAUAUAGCUGAAUUGGGAUGCUUUCUGAUCGGCAAGCCGGAUAGGGGUCGAU